Vespa crabro (European hornet) is the source of this 3332-nucleotide messenger RNA. RefSeq lists its product as uncharacterized. The transcript has 7 exons. Gene Ontology annotation, biological process: proteolysis. NCBI's taxonomy places the organism in Eukaryota, Metazoa, Arthropoda, Insecta, Hymenoptera, Vespidae. The record is from RefSeq and is a predicted model, not a curated record. The coding region runs from base 260 to 2818 and encodes 852 amino acids. Gene Ontology annotation, molecular function: serine-type endopeptidase activity.
UUAAAAACGAAUCCCAAAAACGGAUGUUCGUGUAAAGAAUGAGUCACGUAGAUUUACCCCACCAUAACGUUCCAAUCGCGUAGCUGCCUCAGCAUCCCCGAAAGAGGUACGAAAGUAUAUAAGAUUCGAGCGGUCUCGGUAAAAGCACAGACCAGUGUUGUAUACGGAGAAAGUGUUCCGUGGUGAACAGACAUCGUAAGACGUUCACAAGGUGUCUCAGAAAUUCCGUAUUAUUCUCAGCGUGUUCAUUAAAAACAGAAUGAAAAGCUGGCCCAUUCUGUUAGCGUGUCUAACGACAUGCACGCUGGCAACUCAAGUGACAUAUCAAACGUCAUCUUCAUCACAGAGUUCCAGCAGUACGAACCAACAGCAGCAACAAUGGUCUUGGCAAGGUCAAGAUUUACUUGGUGCUCCUAACACGCAAGAAGAAUCUUAUCAUCCUGUUUCGUUCACUGCACCCGAUGCUGUCAAACAAGAACAGUCGCAACAACAGCAACCAUACAACCCUAAUGUUCAAUCGCAAUCGAGCGGAGUCGCCGAAGCAUUCGACCAACGAACGGUAGAUUCUGUGAUCGAUAAUAUUCUCAUCUAUAAUCGACAGGGACGCAAUCUCGAAGGUUACGAUGAGCUCUAUGCCGAUCCAGACGUGAAAAAUGCUCUUCAAUUAGGGAACGAUACCGUAGCGCGUAGUUACAUCAAAGAGAAAUUAUGUUCUCUCGGUCUUAUGAACUGCGAAAAUCUGGAAGGUCGUCGUCCAUACUACUCGCCUCACCGUGAUAUCCAUCCUCAUGACGUAAUCUAUGCUCAACCCGUGACGAUAAAACCCGUUGGUCGUCCGUUACCAGCUGUGCCUGUGAAACGACCAUAUAGAUUUGGAAAACCAGAAUCACUAUCGCCUGGUUUCGCUCCUGGACCAAUUUUGUCAGGGCCACCACCGUCUUUCAUUGGAGCUGGACAUGGACCAAUCUACUCAAGACCACCAUCAAGUUUUCUCGGGUCACAGAUUGGUCUGAAGAAACCCGGUGGUGGACCGAUCUACGCUACGAAACCAAUUUAUGAGCCUGGCUUGGACGCUGAGGUCGAUUUCGAGAAUAAAUAUCUAAAUAAGAAACAAGUGAUCCUACAGCAACCAGGUGGUCCUGUGCAACAACACGUUCAUCAUCACUAUCACCAUGGAGAUUCGAUUGAUAACGCUGGGUCAACUCCGAUAAUCGGACCUGGACCUAUUGGUAACAAUGGUUUUAACGCUUAUGGCUAUGGCAACGGUGGUUCUUACGCUGGCACCAUCAACGACUUCGAGGACUAUAGAAAGAACUUUAAAAUCAAGACAUCUAGCUCGGGUAACAAUUUGAACGAAGCUGCAUCGUCUAAUAGUUACGCGAAUGCUUUUUCAACUUACGAAAAAGUGAAGGGUGAUUCCACAGUCGGUGGAUCUAAUUCAUUGCAUACAGGAAAACAAUAUCCUGGUUUCGGUGCAAGCAAUCCGUACAUAGCCAAUAAUAAUUUUGCUUCGAAUGGUAAUAACUUCGCCGGUAAUCUUGGAUCACUUGAAAAUGCUUUCAACAAUGGAUUGUCGUCGUCGAGUUACGAAGACUGCGUGUGCGUACCUUACGAACAAUGUUCAACCAUCGACCAUGUUGGUCGCAAGGACGAUCUUUACCUGGCGAUCGAUCCUCGUAAUCUUGGGAAAAAUAUCGAAGCUGAAACCGUUGAAGUUGUUAUCACCGAUGGAAAUGGUACAAUGAGUAUCGUAAAAGUCCCGAAGGGAGUAAACGCAACUAAUAGUGUUGGCCAUCGCAAAGAACAAGAUAACAACGGUGAAAUAUCAGAUUCCGAGGAAAAUAAUGAUUUCGUCGCAAGCGACAAGAGAACGAAGAGGGAUACCACAAAGAGGGCUGAACAAAAGGAGGAAAAUAAAGUAGAAGCUCAAAGCAGACAAUUUGGUCGUCCACCAGUAUGCGGUCCACGUCAUGUAUGUUGCCGAAGUAGCCACGUAAUUGGUUCGCGACCACGACCUGGCCAAUGCGGUACCAGAUACACGAAAGGCGUUAACGCUAGGAUCAAAACGCCAGCUUACAUCGACGGAGAUUCUGAAUUCGGUGAAUAUCCUUGGCAAGUGGCUAUAUUGAAAAAGGAUUCUACCGAGAGCGUUUACGUAUGCGGUGGAACAUUGAUCUCUCCCCGACAUAUCAUUACUGCUGCGCAUUGCGUGAAAACCUAUGCUGGACGUGAUUUGCGAGCUCGUCUAGGUGAAUGGGACGUCAAUCACGACGUAGAAUUUUAUCCAUAUAUCGAACGAGAUAUCGUUAGCGUUUACGUACAUCCCGAGUUCUAUGCUGGCACUCUUUACAAUGAUAUCGCCAUCCUAAAACUCGAUCAUCCAAUCGAUUUCGAUAAGAAUCCACAUAUCACUCCUGCCUGUCUUCCAAACAAACGUGACGACUUUAACGGAGCAAGAUGCUGGACGACCGGUUGGGGUAAAGAUGCUUUCGGCGAGUUUGGCAAAUAUCAAAAUAUUUUGAAGGAAGUCGACGUGCCUAUAAUAAAUAAUCAAGUCUGUGAAAGUCAAAUGAGAAGAACGAGACUCGGAACAAGCUUCAAUCUUCAUCCUGGCUUCAUCUGCGCCGGAGGUGAGGAAGGCAAAGAUGCUUGCAAAGGCGACGGCGGUGGUCCCAUGGUAUGCGAACGCAAUGGACAAUGGCAACUUGCUGGCGUCGUUUCUUGGGGCAUUGGAUGCGGUCAAGCGGGUGUUCCUGGUGUCUAUUCUCGCGUUUCCUUCUAUCUCGAUUGGAUACGACAAGUGAUCGAUCAAUAUUAACCACUCAUUGAAUUGAAUUAUUCUUCUCGAAAUAAGUUCUCGGAGUCGAAUUCCCUAUCGAAAAAAUAUUGUGAAACACGUCAUUAUUACUAUUAUUUAUUUUGAUAGACCUACGUGAACGAAAUCGUCUCUCUCUCUCGAAGUUAAAUUUCAUUUCACCUAUUGCUUUUAUUAUUUUUCUCGAAUUAGCAAUCGAAACUAAUUUCAUUAUUUCUUUCGAUACCUACAAAUAUUCUUCUCUCGAUAUUAAUUUGAUCUUUUUAUAAUACAUUCCUCCGAAACAAUGUUAUACUUAAGAAAUAAUUUAUUGUAUAUAUUUUGCUGGAAAUAACUCGGGCUUAUAUUUAGAUAUGUUUAUUUAAUGACUUUGUUCGAUUCAUGCUGUUAUCGUGUGACAUCGAAUAUUUGAUGAAAAAUGUGAUUCGGACUUGAGCGAGUUCGGAUCGAGAAGUAAUGCAUUUUCUUUGCAAUUUAUUUAUAUUUCUAUCAAUAAAUAAUCAUCUUAUAAUAUAUA